AUGGCAGCAGGGUUCUAUGAACAACUUUUCAAAUUUGAAGGAACAGAAGCAACAGACCUCAUCCUAGAUCUUUUCCAUGAGGUAGUCUCGCCAGCAAUGAAUGAGAAGCUCACGGCGCCGGUUACUGAUCUUGAAAUUGAGACUACUCUAUUUCAGAUGGGGCCGACAAAGGCGCCGGGGCCGGACGGGCUACCAGCGAUGUUCUAUCAGCGGCACUGGCCAUUGGCUCAAAGAGAUAAUCUGAUAAAUGGGGUAAGCUUUGGGAGCACUAGCCCCCAUAUUACUCAUCUUUUAUUUGCUGAUGACAGUGUGGUCUUCUUGGAAGGAACACAAGGAUGUAAUGAGGAGGAUAAGGGCGCUCUGAAACAAACCAUUGGCAUUGACUCUGAAGCACUAAGUGAGAGAUAUCUGGGGCUUCCAACUGUGGUAGGAAGAUCAAAAGAUGGUUCCUUCCAAUAUGUCAGAGAAAGCUCAAAGGGUAAAGUGUCGGGAUGGAAGGGGCAAGAUCUCACCUCUCCCGUCUCCAUCAGCUGCUCAGACCUCCCCUCCCUGUUUGGCCGCCGCCCCUCACCUCCUCCUCGUCUGCCGACUUUCCAAGGGCUGAUGGCACUCGAAUCCAAUUCCUCGUCAAGGUGUACCACGGAGACGGCGAAGGGAACGCAUGUCUUGGAGAUCGUCGGGUACAGCCUCAAGAAGGGCCUGGGAAUCGACAAGUUCGUCCAGUCGGCCAUCUUCACCGUCGGCGGCUACGACUGGACCAUCCGUUUCUACCCUGACGGAGCCAACAUGUCAUACGCCGAUUGCGUUUGCGUGUCGGUCUCGCGUGAGCCCACGGGCAGGGGGUUGGCGCGGGCAUCCUGUGAUCUGAGACUGGUUAACAAGGAUACUGGGUUGCCAAAGAGUAUUUGGUUUCUGUCUCAAGCAACCCCGACAGAGUUCGACUACGGUAAUCGUGUUUUCCCAGAAUGUGGAGGGUUCAUUGAAAGGAGUGAGCUGGAGCUGGAAGCAUCAGGCUACAUUAAGGAUGAUAGCCUGACAAUUGAAUGUGUACUCACAGUCAUCAAACAAUCACAGGUGACAAAAACAACAGGGAGCUCUGAAAUCAAGGUGUCAUCGUCCAACUUAUCGGAUCAUUUUGGCAAGCUGUUGUUAGAGGGGAAGGGGUCCGACGUGACAUUCAGUGUUGGGGGAAAGACUUUUGCCGCACACAAGAUCAUACUUGUGGCACGAUCACAUGUCUUUGAGGCAGAGCUGUAUGGAGGGAUGAAGGAAACAAAGGCAGAGUCCAUUACAGUUGAAGACAUGCAGCCUGCUGCUUUCAAGGCCUUGCUGCAUUUCGUAUAUACCGAUUCAUUGCCUGACGUGGGUGAUUUUGGUGGUGAUGAUUACGUUGAGAUGAUCCGGCAUUUACUUGUGGCUGCAGAUAGAUAUGCCAUGGACAGGCUGAAGUUGAUAUGCCAAAACAUCCUCGGUAAAAACCUUGCCAUGGAGACUCUGGCAACUACAUUGGCUUUAGCUGAUCACCAUAACUGUGACAGGCUUAAGGAAGUGUGCAUUGAAUUUAUUGCCUCUAAGGAUGAGAUGGAUGCCUUGAUGGCAACCCAAGGUUACAGUAAUCUCAAAAGAACUUUCCCUUCUGUCUUAAUAGACGUGUUCGAGAAGGCAAGUAGGUUGCACAAAGCAUAGGUGAGCAGCUCAUUCUAAGCCAAUUCUAUUGACAACAUUAUGUAGUUCUUAAAUCGUAUGAAAAGAUUGCUAGUUAGUUUCCUAGAGCAGCUUGUGCUGACCUGAACCGGUGGGUGGUAAGUCUAGUUUAUUGCAAUAUGUGCACCUUUUGACAAACUACUGGAUGCCCAAAUUGCUGAACGUCAGGGUGUUGAAUUGUUCUGGCCUCAUCUAUUGUAAUGAAUGAAUAUCAGAUAACAGCGUAAGUAGCUACUACUUUGCUGCUAUUGUUGUGUUAA
Triticum dicoccoides is the source of this 1964-nucleotide messenger RNA. Its product is annotated as BTB/POZ and MATH domain-containing protein 2-like. Lineage: Eukaryota; Viridiplantae; Streptophyta; Magnoliopsida; Poales; Poaceae. The record is from RefSeq and is a predicted model, not a curated record. Gene Ontology annotation, biological process: protein ubiquitination. The transcript has 5 exons. Bases 1 to 1686 code for a protein of 561 amino acids. Gene Ontology annotation, molecular function: protein binding.